Messenger RNA from Punctularia strigosozonata HHB-11173 SS5, 300 nucleotides. RefSeq lists its product as uncharacterized. The record is from RefSeq and is a predicted model, not a curated record. The transcript has 3 exons. The annotation marks the transcript as partial. NCBI's taxonomy places the organism in Eukaryota, Fungi, Basidiomycota, Agaricomycetes, Corticiales, Punctulariaceae.
AUAGGCAAUGUCACCGUAUUCGAUAGCGACGAUCAAAUCGACGACGUCGAAGCCUUGCAAGCAUGUUAUCUCCGACGUCACCCGGAUGCGCGGGGCUGGCUUCCCGACUCGCCGCGAGCACCUCAUCUAUCCUAUUGGGCGCGAUUUGAUCCGCAGGCAAUAUACUAUGUCGGUGGCUUUGGCAGCGAGCAUUACAUCGGAUACAUACCCUUAAAUCUUUACCAAGAAGCGUUGGCGUCUACAAUGGGUCCUGUUGGCGUAGCGGGAAGAUUUCUCGUCCAAACCGGACAGAUGUCAUAG